CUGCACUCAGUGUGGAAAGAGUUUCACAUACAAAUGUAAUCUUGAGAUUCACAUGAGAGUUCAUACAGGAGAAAGACCGUUCACAUGUGAUCAGUGUGGGAUGAGUUUCUCAACCAAAGGUAAUCUUGAGGUUCACAUGAGAGUUCAUACUGGAGCGAAGCCGUUAACUUGUGAUCAACGUGGGAAGAGCUUCACGAACAAACGUAAUCUUGAGCUUCACAUGAAAAUCCACACCGGAGAGAAGCCAUUCACAUGUGAUCAGUGUGGAAAGAGUUUCAUAUACAAAGAAAGUCUUAAGAUUCACAUUAGAGUUCACACCGGAGAGAGACCGUUCAUAUGUACUGAAUGUGACAAAAGAUUUCUUCAGGCAUCAGACCUAAAGAAACACUUGACAGUUCAUAGGAAGGAGAAGCCACAUUCAUGUUCUGUGUGUGGAAAGAGUUUUUCACAGCGGUUUUAUUUACGUGCACAUCAGAAAAUUCAUACUAGUGUGAGAGAGUACAUGUGCUUUGAGUGUGGGAAGACUUUUAUUAAUGUGAAACAUUUAAAACAGCACCAGAGAAUUCACACUGGAGAAAAACCGUACAAGUGUUCACACUGUGACAAGAGAUUCAGUCAGUUAACAAAUCUAAAAACACAUGAGAUGAUCCACAGUGGAGAGAAGCCGCACACGUGUGAUCAGUGUGGAAAGAGUUUCACUGUUAAAAGUCACCUGAAGCGACACAUGAGGAUCCAUACUGGAGAAAAACUUUACAAGUGUUCACACUGUGACAAGAGAUUCAGUCAAUUAACAAAUUUAAAAACACAUGAGAGGAUCCACAGUGGAGACAAACCUUACUGUGACAAGAGAUUCAGUCGGUCAGCAACUCUGAAAACACAUGAGAGGAUCAACACUGAAAAACAACCCUACAAGUGUUCAUACUGUGAGAAGAGAUUCAGUCAUUUAGCAAAUCUGAAACCACAUGAGAGGAUUCACACUGGAGAGAAGCCGUACACAUGUGAUCAGUGCAGAAAGAGUUUCACUGUUAAAAGUCACUUGAAGCGACACAUGAGGAUCCACACUGGAGAAAAACCUUACAAGUGUUCAUACUGUGACAAGAGAUUCAGUCAAUCAACAAAUCUAAAAACACAUGAGCGGAUCCACACUGAAGAAAAAACAUACUGUGACAAGAGAUUCAGUCAUUCAGCAACUCUGAAAGCACAUGAGCGGAUCCACAGUGGAGAGAAGCCGCACACGUGUGAUCAGUGUGGAAAGAGUUUCACUGUUAAAAGUCACCUGAAGCGACACAUGAAGAUCCAUGAAGUGGAGAAACCACGUCACUACAGUCUGAGAUCACGGUGAGUAGUUCAUCUAUAUGAGCUGAGCAACAAACAUUUCUGCCGAUGAUGGAGUUUCCAGUGCUCCUUUUCUCAUCCUAUUCCUGUUUUUCCAGCAGCAUCAGCCUGAGCUGAUCGUUCCUCUCAGGAACCUGAUGAAUUUGGAUCUUCAGCUGGAGACUCUCCUGAAACUACAACAGAACGAUCAAAUCACUGUUAAAACACACUGUAUGGAUUCUUCCCUUAAGAUCAGUGUGACAAACUAAUGACUUACACUUAACAAACUGCCAUAUGUUUCUAUAUGUUAAUGUAAUUUACAACAAUAAAACAACCUUGACAAUAUUGACUUUGCUGUCACUCCUCUUAAUCAGUUCUGUGGGAUGAACAGUUUAGGACCCUCGACCAGAUAUGUUGAAUGAAAGACCAGGAGUCAGAAGUGCAAUUAAUUGAAGAAUUGACUAAAGAAUAAUUUGCAGUUUCGUCAU
Molecule: messenger RNA, 1802 nt
Organism: Megalobrama amblycephala (Wuchang bream)
Lineage: Eukaryota; Metazoa; Chordata; Actinopteri; Cypriniformes; Xenocyprididae
Product: zinc finger protein 271-like
Exons: 1
Coding region: 53-1342 (429 amino acids)
Source: RefSeq, a predicted model, not a curated record